CAGAUACUAUGUAACAUGAUCCCAGUCUUUUCUCCACCUUUGCUUGAGCAUCGAAUUCCUAGCAGCAGUCAGGCUCGCAAAUCUGCUGACGUGUCGGCUCAGCUCGUCCUGCCCGUGCUCAGGCAGCCUGCUGCCCUAUCACAACUUGCCAGCAUGGCUGGAAUGUUUUCCCGUUUUUAUAGUUUUAUACUAUUUUUCUAUGUGUGUUUUUCAAAGGACUCACUGGACCGGCGGUUUUCGGACUUUAAAAGAUGUGCAGACGAGGAAUGCAGUAUGCUCCUUUGUCGGGGGAAAGCAGCAAAAGAUUUCUCCGGGCCAGACUGUCGGUUUCUGUCCUUCAAAAAAGGGGAGACUAUUUAUGUGUACUAUAAACUGUCAGGACAGAGGUCAGAUGUGUGGGCAGGAAGUGUUGGUAGCAACUUUGGUUAUUUCCCAAAGGACUUUCUUAAUAUCAAUCACAUAUAUACUGAAAAGGAAAUAGAAGUACCUGCAGAGGAAAACGACUUUGUCUGCUUUGACACUGGGCGAGAUACAUUUGCCAGCUAUGAUAUUGCUUUACUAUUAAGCAACUCUUUAUUAUUAAAUGAGGUUGACGACCAAAGUGGGAAACCCAAAGGAAUUGCUCACAAUGAAGAUACUGCAAUUGAUACGAAGGAUGUGGACGCAUCUCUGGAAGAAUCCCCUGAAGAUACCAGUGACAGAGACAUUAAAGAUUCUGAUUUGUUGCCCAAGGAAAAUGAAGCUGAGCAACCAGAUGACACUGAGGAUGUCAUUUAUUUUGAACCUACUGAACCUACUCAUUCACCUUUGGAAUCAACAGUUUCAGAUAAAACAGAUGAAGAAUCUUAUCUUGUUGGAGCUACUUCUAAAAGUGAUCUGAAGACUGCAGAUGAUGCAGAGUCAAAUCAAGGACAGCCAGUAAACAAAGACACUGCAGAUGAACCUUUGUCUAAAGGUGCUGGUGCUUUAGAGAAAAGUUACCAUGUCACAGAUGUAGAAGCGCUACCUGAAUUAAAAACUGCUUUAGGGACAACAUUUGAUGCUGUUAUUUCUGAUGAUGAAUAUACACAGAGAGUAACUCCUUAUUUGGAUGGAGAAGAAAGCAACAAAUUAGUUGACCAAGCAAGUAAAGAAGUAGAAGAAAGGCCAGAAAAAAUCCCCCUCCUUUCAGCUUCGGAGGAGGUCCCUCAAUUUGAGGAAAACCUUCUUGAUCCAGCUGUGUUAAAGGAUGAAGGUAUUCCACUUGAACAUGCAGCUGAAAAACAGGAAGAUGUCUCAGAAACAACCAAGGACAUGUGGUCAUCUUUAGGGGACACUGUUUUUAAUAUUGUAGAUGAAGGAGAGAGAACAGUUUUACCGGAAGACACUGAAAUUGACAAUGAUGAGGAGGAUGAAGAAAAGGAUACUGACCCAGACAAAUAUGAAAAAGAUUCAGAAGAUCAACUACAUGUUCAGGAUUCAGAAAUAAAAGAGGAUGCAAUCGAAAUGAAACCCUCCAAUAAAUAUUUUAUAACUGAGGACCCCAUUACAAACAAUGAUGCAGAAGCAGAUGAAACUGAGCAGUCCAAUAAUGAUUCUAGAUCUGAGGAUCCCAUCUCAUCAAACGACACUAAAGUGGGUGAAACGGUAUACUCUGAUGUUAACAGUAUAAUUGAGAACCCUGCUUCAUCAGAAGACACUAUAGUAAGUGAAACCAAACACUCUAAUAUUGAACCUAUAACUGAGGAGCCCAUUUCACAAAACAUCAUUACAGAUACUGUAUUGUCUGAGAAGGACAGCAAAACAUUACAGAAUCAAGCAGAAGAGUUGGAGAGCAAUGAGAAAUCUGAACUCUCAAAAAAGUACUCUGAUGUGGUUGAGACGUUUAAUGAUGCUGUUGUCAAAUCUGAACGUGAUGCCUCAUCUACUUUGGAAGAUGACAAAUCAGUUGAAAAAGUUGCUGAGAAAACUAUUCAGAAGGAAACCGUAACUGAAAGCUUACAGUUUCACAAAUGGGAGGCUCUCUCCAAGGAUGGUAAACAAAACGUAUUUCACAUUGAUGACAAGAAAUAUGAAGAAACUGAUAGAGUGGAAAAUGAUGUCAAAUUAUUUGAAGGCCCAUUGAAAACAGAACAACAUAAACCUAAAGCUGAUGAGGAAUCUGAUUCUCAGAAGAAAAAUGAACAGAUAAACAAAGCAAAAAAAGACAUAGUCCAUUUAUUUGAAAGUACACUGAAAACGGAACAAAAAGCUGAAGAAGAACCUGACAUUUAUGAAGAAAAUGAGAAUACUGAGGAGUUAUUAGAAGAUGAAAAUGCUAUAUUAUCCAAAACUGAGGAAGGAGAAAAAUCCCCAGAAAAUGACAACUCUAAAACAGAAUUAGAAAAUGGAGAAUUAACCAUGCCUAAAGAACCUAGAGAAAACUCCUCCACACAGAUAAUUGGUGAUACAGAAUCAAACAUUGUACAAUCAUUGGAUUCCUCAGUUUUAGCCUAUGAUAAAAAAAAUGAUACACAGUCUGGUAAUCAUCAGUCAAAGGUGGCAAACAAAGGUGCAGAUGAAAUUCAGCAGGAUUCAGUCACCAGUAAAGAGCCUGAGUACAGUAACAGUGUGAUGAGGCUAACGCUUUUAAGAGAGCACUUUAAGGAUGAUGAAAUGGAACGCUUUCAGAGAUACUUGGAUCUGAAAGACCUCUUAAGAGUUGAAGCAAUGUUCUCUGAGUUGGAGCAGGAGCUUAAGUCUGCUAGGGAGUCAAACUCUGACACCAGUGAUGACAUAGAAAGGACACUGGAGAGUAUUCUAGAGGUUUCUGAAAAUACCAUACUGGAUGAGAUUGAAAAAAUACUGGACACCCGGGAACAGAAGGCUCAGGACCUUGGACAACAAGUGGACCCAGUCAUGUUUGAUGAAGAAACGGCCAUCUUGGAUGAUUUUCAGGAGCUUGCUUUUUAUCUGCGUCAGAAGUACUCUGCAGUCAGUGACAGUGUUCCAUUGGUAGGGGAGAGCCAGUCUCAUUUUGAAAUUGAAAACCUGAAUGCAUCUGAAGAGAUGGAAGAUUCAGUCAAAACCAUCCCAGUGACUGAAGCUGCUGAAUAUCCUAAGGUCCACAAAGAAGCUAAUGAUAUAUCUAAUGUAAAUAUUGAGAAGGAGGAGUCCCAUAGCCAAGACGUGGGCCUUGAGGAGGAUGGUGGUCAUUUCAAUAAAAAUAAAGACAUUCGAACAAGCUUUAAAGAUGCAGAAGACGUGAAGAGAGGACCACAAGCUAUUUUGGAGAAUCCUUUGGACAUUGAUCCAUCUCAAAGCCAAAUGCAAUCUUCAGGAGCACUGGAGUCCUCAAGUGCCUCUGAGUACUAUGACAGUAACGCAAACUAUGACCAAGCCAGUACAUAUAAAUCAGAUCACGUUUGGGACUGGCUGGGUCUUGGCUCUGAAUUUCUUGGAGUGUAUGCAGAAAUUUUGAUUGCUGCCUUGCCUGAAGCAUGGCAGCCAGGCCCUACGUUCCAUGGACUUCCCUGGAAGCCUGUGGUCGCUACAGCUACUGUUGGAAUCCUUACAGUUCUAAUGUUCAUCUGGAGGAUUAUUCUUGCUGUGAAAAGCAGAACAUAUCAAUUAACUGAAAAGCAGCUUGCAGAGAAGAUCCAGCAGCUUGUCAGUGAAAAAUCUGAUGUCCUUCAAGAAAUAACUGAACUGAACAAUACGAUGAAGCAGCAUGAGGAAAAGCUAAAGAAUUCUGAAAAGUUCAGAAGUUCUACACAACAGAAAUUUGAAGGGCUUAAGGCACGUUACCAAAACCUCCUCACCCAGAAAGAAGAACUGUCUGUUAAUAUUGCUCAACUGAGUCAAAAAAUUGCAGACACACAGGAAGAAAACAAAACUCUUAAUGAGAAAGUGGUUAUAAUGCACAAGAGAAUUGAGAAGCACCAGAAUAGUCUAAAGCAGUAUGAAGAGGAGCACUCAAAGUUUCAGGUGCUUAUGGAUGAAGCUAAACUCAGGGAAGAUGCUUUGAAGGCCCAGGUGCUGUCUUUUGAAAAGGACAAUAGUGCAUUGAAAGAACAGAAGAAAUCUCUGUUGCGUGAUGCCAAAGAUUGGCAAGAGAAGCAUGAAAAACUCAGUGAAGAAAUCAAAGUCUACCAUAAAACACAAAAAGAUUUGGAGGACUCCCUUGUGCACAAAGAAAAUGAAAUUGAUGCUUUGUCUAGCUGUAUUGCUGAGCUGAAGGGCCUUGAAGUGUGUGAAGGUGCACAGCUACAAAAUAGUGAUGCUAAACUGGCCAAUGGGGAAGCAGCUGACAAAGGUGAUCCCAUUAAAUUGCACAUCAAACAGAUGAUGGAUGUUUCGAGGAUGAAGGCCACUCUUUCUGUCAUAGAGGAUGAACGGAAUCGCUAUUUAGAGAACUUUUUGUGUGAACAGAAAGCAAGACAGGCACUGGAAGAGCAAUUUCAGAAGGUGAUUCAUGACCAAACAAACCUGAAAAAUGAGAGAACUCAUCUGGAAAGCCAAUACAAGAACCUCCAACAGAGACUGGAAAUUACAACUGAAUUAUAUCAGCAAAAAGAAAAUGCUUUACAGCAAAGGUUGACCCAGGAAGAGCUGGAGCGGCGUGAGAAGGAGACCAAGCUCUCUGAGGUGGACGGCAGAGCCUUGCAGGCAGAAGAGGAACUGAAUAGCCUGAGACAAAAAGUGAAGGACAUGCAGGAAGAAAUGCAGCAAAAUGAGAGAGCUCUCAAAGCAGAGAUUGCUGUCCAGGAAAAGAAAGCUCAUGAAAACUGGUUAAAAGCCCGUGCCUCUGAACGAACUCUGAUAGAAGAGAGGAGAGAGAGUGCCAACCUGCGACAAAAGAUUGUGGAGUGCAGUGACAGAAUGUCAGAUUUGGAGCAUGCCCUGUAUAAGUCAGGGCCUCCAGACCGCCACAUGCCUCCUCUACGUAGAGGUGAUUCAUAUGGGCCUUCCCCAGUGAGUGGGGGAGCACCCUCUCCUCCUUUAAUGAUAGAGGGUCCUGGACGUCCCCCCUCUGCUCCAGUGGGGCGAAGGAAUGAACCCUUUGGCCCACGACCUCCUUCUGACCCACAUGGACGCUUCUCUGACCUUGGACAUCCACUGCCUUCUAGACCAGAGUUAUUUGCCCCUCGCACCUCUUCUCCUUGCACCCAGGAUGGAUCCACAGUCCCAGCUGAUGUAAAAACUGAGGCUUCAACACAGGCCUCCACUGAUACUACAGAGGCACUCUCAAAGUCUCAGAGCCAGGGAUCAUUUCUCCCAUCUCCUAUCAAGGAUUCUCCUGGCCCAACCUUCAGUGCCCCUUUAAAGGCAUAUGGCCCCCCACACAUGGGUGGACCACUUCCACCUACUGCUAAUGGUCCACUUCCUUCAAUGAUCCGACCACCUAAUGGUCAUCCACCUAUGAUUCCUCCUGGGCCACCUCUUGGGUCUGAUCCACGCCUAAAACCGCCUCACUUGGACUCCUAUGGACCUUCUCCUCUGCGCCCAUUUGGACCUGUCCCUCCUCCCUUUGUACGCGGACCGCCACUAAGAGAUCUCCCUCCCAUGGGUCCACCACCACCACUACCACCAUACAGUACGCAUGAUUUCCCACUUGACUUUGCCGGACCUCGUAACUUGCCUUUCCCUUCUCGACCUUUCCCCCCUGGCUCUCUUCCUCCUCCUGGAGCCAUGGCUCCACCUCAGUUUGGUGACAGGGACUUGCAAGGAGCCACUCCACCUAUGGCUCAGUCCUGCAGGGAUGGUGAGAUGACCCAGGCAACUGGUAAUGAUAGAGAUGUCCUAUCUCCACAGGGGGCAGCACAGGACACAGCCCCUUCUGCAGUGGUUGAGCCUUGAAUCAGCAACGAUUGCCAUUCAAGGCCGCCUGCCCAUUACUGAACUUCAUCUUAUUGUUUAUCUGUGUUUAACAGCAUUUGAAAUUCCUUAAAUAUAACUUAUACAUUAAAGCAUCCAAAAAGCAACAUCAUACUGUCAUGAUAUUUCAACCAUGUGGGUGGGGGGGGCGACAAAAGGUUUUGCCACUCUCGCUCCAGUAUCCUGUGCAAUAACAUGUCUAUUUUAUGUAGGUGUUUUUGUUUGUUUUUUAUAAGUUUGUAAAAAGCAAAAAGCCUUUCCUAUGGAAAUUUUUUAAUAGAAAAUAAUUCGGCCAUAUUGUUUUGCAGGUAACAUUAGCUACUCGCCCAAUGCUGUUGCUUCAUAGUGAAUUAUUUAGGGUAUGUUGUGUUUCAUUUUUUAGAGACUGAAUAACUUGUAUUAUCAUGCCUCUUGACUUAAGAUAGGUAGAACAAAAUUCUAUUUGAUGUCCUUAAUGUGGGGGAAAAAUAAGACUUCUGGCUGUGUUUUUUUUUUUUUUUCUUUUUUCUUUUUUUUUUUCCUUCAAAUUAAUGUACAAAUGAUGCAUUGAUUUGUUGCUCAUGUUAAAUCAGACAAUGCAUUGAAAAGACAAAUUACCAAAUCAUUCUGGUUGACAAGGAUUGUUCAUCAGAUCAUGUGUUGUAAUGAAGUGUUGUUCUCGAAUUUCUUUUCCUAGUGAAAAGACUCUCUUGCUGUCAUAUUGACAAAGUAUUUGUACAUUUCCCUGACCUGUGUAUAAUAAUGUUAUGAAUAAAACCAGAAAUUUCACAUAGACAUCCAGUACAGUAAGCGUCAGGAAUGAACUGAUUGUGCCUGUGCUUGCUCUUGUGCUAGACCUAUUAUCUUUGUAGCACAAGUGAGCUAUAUAAGGAAUAUAAGUACUCAUGCAGUACUUGCAUAGCAUCAUAACACAGAGCUUACACGGGCAAUGAAGCUUUCUGUAUUGUUGUUUUGUUAUAAUAGGGGCAUUCUAAUUUCAGUCGGGAAAGUUCUUCCUUGUCUACCACACCUUUAGGUGAAUUUAUCCAGGGUAAUUGUCAAUUUCUGUACAGGGCAACUACUUAGAAUGAAGUGGUAUCGAAGAAUUAAAUAAAAAUAUUUUUAUCUGUAGAGGUGUGAUCAUAUAGAAAGUCUAAAAUGAAAUUGAACUUGAAAGUGCUGAAUUAAAUGAGCUGUUUUCAA
Molecule: messenger RNA, 7017 nt
Organism: Pygocentrus nattereri (red-bellied piranha)
Lineage: Eukaryota; Metazoa; Chordata; Actinopteri; Characiformes; Serrasalmidae
Gene: mia3
Product: MIA SH3 domain ER export factor 3
Exons: 28
Coding region: 16-5817 (1933 amino acids)
Biological process (GO): vesicle cargo loading; endoplasmic reticulum to Golgi vesicle-mediated transport; protein secretion
Cellular component (GO): endoplasmic reticulum exit site; endoplasmic reticulum membrane
Molecular function (GO): protein binding
Source: RefSeq, a predicted model, not a curated record